Messenger RNA from Micromonas commoda, 1089 nucleotides. RefSeq names its product Drug/Metabolite transporter superfamily. The record is from RefSeq and is a predicted model, not a curated record. The transcript is spliced from 2 exons. Gene Ontology annotation, molecular function: transmembrane transporter activity. Gene Ontology annotation, biological process: transmembrane transport. Gene Ontology annotation, cellular component: Golgi membrane; endoplasmic reticulum membrane. The coding region runs from base 1 to 1089 and encodes 362 amino acids. Lineage: Eukaryota; Viridiplantae; Chlorophyta; Mamiellophyceae; Mamiellales; Mamiellaceae.
AUGUCCACAGAGGUCAACGCCAAGGGCUACGGCGGCACAGAUUCGUCUCCAGCGCUCGAACCCCUGCUCAAGAGCGAUGCGAAGGAGGGCGUCGAGCCCGUCGGCGCGGGCUCCGACGGCAGCGGCCCGCCCAAGGACGACCCGGGCGAUGUCAUCUUCGGCCUGAAGCUCGGCUUCGACGGGGUGUUCGCGGUCCUCGCGCUGCUCACCGUCGUGCUCAUCAGCGCGUCGUGCUACUUCGAGGAGUGGAUGUACAAGAGGCUCCCGAACUUCAACUACUUCUGGACGGUGGCGUGCGCGGAGCUGGCGGUGUUCACGGUCGCCUCCGUCGCGGGCGCGGUGGCCACGGGCACGAUCGCGCAGCCCCGCAGGGCUCCGUUCCUCAAGUACCUGCUCCAAGCGACGGUGAUGGCGGUGUACGCGGCGAUCGCCAAGAUCGCGUACAAGUACCUCAACUACGCCACGGGCACCGUCCUGAGGUCCACGAAGCUGGUGUUCGUCAUGGCCAUCAGCGUGGCGUGGCUGGGACGCAGGUACUCUGCGUGGGAUUACGCCGCGGCGAUUGGGAUGAUCGUCUCCGUCGCGUGCUUCGGGCUCGGCGAGGCGCACGCGGACAAGGGCCAGGAUCACACCUGGGGGUACGUCCUCUCCGUGCUGGGUCUCGGUCUGGCGGCGUUGCAGACGAACAUGGCGGACAACGCGAUGAGGGACCACGGCGCCACGUCGUUGGAGAACAUGCUCUACGUCAACGGACUCGGGUUUUGGAUCGUGUUGGUGUUCGCGGCGGUGGUGGACGGCGAAGCGGCGAUCGACUACAUGCUGCACACGGAGAACGCCCUGACGCUGCUCAUCGCGAGGUCGCUGACGUUCUACCUCGGCGCGUUCGCGUUCACCGAGCUCACCAGGCACAGCGGCGCCACGCCCGCCACGUCGGUGGCCACGGCGAGGAAGGCGCUUACGGUGAUGCUGAGCUUCGUCGCGUUCCCGGACGACAAGCCGUUCAGCGGGUGGUUCCUGGCGGGUAUCCUGACGUUCAUCGCCGCCAUCGGGCUCGAGCUGAAGAGCAGGAUAGAGAAGAAACGGCGGUGA